AUGUCCAGUUUCAAAGACUGUGUGGUGCAGAUGCUUCGGGGGAUCACAGAGUUUGAGAAAGAGCUAAAUUUUGGAGACGCUGCGUUGAGAAUUCACGUAGAAACGGAGGCGGUGGACCUGACGUCUUCCUCUGCGGCUCACGUUUACAGCUGUUUACAACGACACGUCUCCAAACUGCAGGCCGUUUCCCAAAGCCUGAGGGCCGUGCUGGACCCCGACCCCAGUGCCUCAUCCUCCAUUACAUCACCCCCACUCCACUGCCUCACUUCCUCCUCCGCCAAAGAGAGCCAACACGAUGAUGUCAUGGUCCAAAUCCGAGCUGGGAAGUCAGAGAUCGAGCGGAGGAUAUCUGCAUUUAUGGAGCGCAAGCAGAUGGAGAUCAAUGAAAACAAUGUACGAGAGUUUUGCAACGUGAUCGACUGCAAUCAGGAAAACAGCUGCGCCAGAACAGACGCCGUGUUCACGCCGUACCCCGGCUUUAAGAGCCACGUCAAAGUGACCCGGGUGGUGAACACGUACGGCCCCCAGACCCUGAUGGGCUCCAGCGGGACUGAGGGUCCGGCUUCGCGGGGUCCGGCCGCGCCCCAGGACUGCGGCAACGCGGCCAUCGAGGAGCGGCUCCAGAACAUCGAAGCCCAUCUCAAACUGCCUCCAGCCGGGCCGGUGCCUCUCGGUGUUUACCAGAGGAUAAAGAGGUUGGAGGACCGCAUCCUGGAGCUGGAGGGUCUGUCUCCGGAGUACUUCCAGUCGGCGAGUCACCUGCACAAGCGACCCAAGACCUGCCCACCUCAGUCCUGCAGUCUGACGGAGCUGGACGAGAAGAUCAGUGCAGUGAAGGCCGCGCUGCUGAAGAAGGCCUCCAACUUUGGACCUGGAUUCGGCCUGGACUGUUCUUCUCUAUGA
Molecule: messenger RNA, 903 nt
Organism: Knipowitschia caucasica
Lineage: Eukaryota; Metazoa; Chordata; Actinopteri; Gobiiformes; Gobiidae
Source: the annotation of a GenBank genome assembly